This is a messenger RNA of Mollisia scopiformis, 1086 nucleotides long. Its product is annotated as putative secretory component protein SHR3. Lineage: Eukaryota; Fungi; Ascomycota; Leotiomycetes; Helotiales; Mollisiaceae. The transcript has 2 exons. The record is from RefSeq and is a predicted model, not a curated record. Gene Ontology annotation, cellular component: endoplasmic reticulum membrane. Gene Ontology annotation, biological process: endoplasmic reticulum to Golgi vesicle-mediated transport. The coding region runs from base 231 to 899 and encodes 222 amino acids.
UGCACGACUCGUUGUCCUUUAUUGAUUCAUUAUCCUAUUCAGACGACAAGACUGAUCUCACUAAGGAUCAUCAUCGCGCGAAUCUGCAGUCUGCCAGCUUCUACGAUCCUACAAGACCUUUCGUCCGGUAUCCAGCAAGCUCGAGCUUCAGCCUCGGCCAAGUCCCACCAUAGAUAAGGCAUCAGGGUCCACGAACGCAAGCUUUUCCCGCGCAUCUCUCUUCUGCCAUCAUGGAUCCCUCAAAAGUGUCGAUUUUCAAGACGUACGAUAAGCCCAGAGGACAAGGUGGCUCAGGAUCAUUCGCAACUUUCAUGAUCAUUGGCCCAACAUGUUUCUUCCUAGGCAUGCUCUUCUCCGCCUUCCCAUACGAUUACCCUCUCCUGUGGACAUCCAUUCCAACUCCCGAUGCAUACUACGACCAAUUUGAAGCUCAUCUGAAGUUCCUCCAUGCUUCCCCUCCUAUCAUUCCCCGCAUCCUCAACAUCACCAUAUCCAUCGGCUUCACCGGCUUCUUCAUCAAAUUGUUCAAGCCCUCCGAGGCAAAUCUCCUCUUCGACGGCGCAUCUCUGCUCCUUUACGUCGUCGGUGUCGUGGUCUACAUCACCAACAUCGUCAAAGGUCUGCGAAUCGUAACCAGCGGCUUCUACGGACAACCAGAAAGCGACACCGAGAUAGCCAUCGGACGAGAAGACAGCUUGAGAGUCCUAGCCGCUAGCAAUACCAUCCUGGCACUUGUGCUCGUGGGCGUUCUCGUCCUGCAAGCCGGCCAAUGGUACGCUGAGCGCAAAGAACAAGACGAGGUCGCCAAGUACGAGAAGCAGCAGGAAGAGAAGAGCGCUGCUAAGGGCACGAAGAAUGGGGGCCACGUUACGAGAUCUGCGUCGAAGAAGAAGCAGUGAUUUAACAGGCAUCUGCAUGCAUAUGGCGUCGGGAAUGUACAUGAUAACUCUGUGUACUUACUUUUGUCAUCUGUUUAUCAGCUUUUCUGCAUGGUGAAGGUGAAGGCGGGUAGGAUACGGGCGCUUUGUCUCGGCACGAAAAUAAUAACUCUCUCACAAUAUCUGAAAAUAUUUUGAUCAUUCAUUC